Molecule: messenger RNA, 7012 nt
Organism: Armigeres subalbatus
Lineage: Eukaryota; Metazoa; Arthropoda; Insecta; Diptera; Culicidae
Exons: 13
Coding region: 2424-6002 (1192 amino acids)
Biological process (GO): proteolysis
Molecular function (GO): metallodipeptidase activity
Source: RefSeq, a predicted model, not a curated record
GUUCAGUCUGGCUCCAGACAUCACCGCGGAUGGUGGGCCUUUGCACUUCGAUCUCGCCACGGUAGUUCUCGGUUCGCGCGCCCUGUUGGAAAAGAGGUUUUCCUCUCAGAAGCUAGAAAGAUAGACUUUAAGAUUAUGUGUCCUUUCGCCAGGAGAAUGAACAUGUUGUAAACAACGGUCGGACGAAAGCGCGGAAAACCUUUAUCUGAGAGCCUCGUGCUAGGGUUGAAAUAACCGGAACCAGCACUACGUCGAAAGGAUCUAGGACGAAUCGGUGAGGGUGAGGGCAAUUGGGAAAUGAGUCAGAUUUUCCCAUGGAAUGCUGCUUCGGCAGAGCAGAGCAAAUAAUAAUUCACUUUGUAUUGUUAUCGUAUGGAAAAGCUUGUGGAGUGAACGAGUUGCCGUGUCGCGUGGUUGCAUUUGGAACUUACGGACGGAGAUUGGGAUGCAGUGGCGCGAACAGUUGCCCGAGGAAACGGUACGAAAGUUCGCAGUGAAGUGGAUCUCUCAGUGCCGUGUCUGCCCCGUUGUGGCGCGGUUCAAGUGUCACGGUUAUCUGAAUGUGAGUUUAUGUAUGUAAAACUGUCUACAUAUUUAUGCCAUUACUGCCACUGAACGAGAAAUGUGCCAAAACGAAGUGCUCUCGUGUGAAGGGGGUGGCGAAGAUAAUCUCGUCAACAUGCUGUAGUUGGAUGUUGUAUAAUACGAAGUACGAAGGACUCCCUCAGGCGGUGUUGUGCAAAUUCUAUGGAAAGCAAACGCGUGGGGAUUGUAGAAUAAAAUAUGCACACUUGGGCGUCCAAAUUAUAGAGCCGUGAUGCUCUACUCUGUGAACAAUACAAUAUGCUGUUUUAUUGCAUCUGUCUCGGUUGAGAGUGCUGCCAAAUGAUGGUAAUCACAGUGAUGUGCAAUGAUAAUGUUUCACGCAGUUUAGCAUAUUAAAAUUUUCAUGACGCCUCGUAGAUUUCAAAGUAGAACAUCAAUCACUUGCUCAGCAACACCGAGGCGUGGGUCGAAUAGUGCUAAAGUGGAGCCUCGGCAUUUAAUGAAAAUCAUAACUUACUUUCCGCUUCGCUACGUUCUCGGUAUGUAGGGAGCACAGCGUUGAAAAUAAACGCUCUACAAGCAUCUCACUCAGUGUCCUGGACCAACGGAUUACGAAGUGCGGGAUGUCGUUCAGCUGAAGGCAAAAGUCGUGCUGUUCGCGUUUCUAUUCGUGCCGUUUAGAUCUUUAAUUGAAGUGGAAACAGAGAAGGCUGAAAGAAACCCAGUGCGAAAUGUAAUUUAAUCCCCUUCAGUGUCGUCAAUCGUCGUUUUCUUGAACAUAGAAGUGGAAAAUCUUCUCGAAAAGAGGAAGUGUACAGUCAUAAGACUUAGGAGGAAAUAGUCCUACCCACUAUCUGGUCCAUCGUCAUCCAGUAAGGUUCCGAAAGCAGUGGAUGCUCGUUGAAAUUUUAAAAUCUAGAGUGACUUGUCAUUUCUUGUGAAUUUUUCUACUGGAUUAUUAAUGUGCACCCAUAACAUUCAUAACGUUAUCCUUUUUCGCCUCUACCGAAUCACAUUUCCAAUCGGUGAAAUGUGAUAUACUAGCUGAGCAAAUUUUAACGAACACGGUCGGUUGUUUGCCGAUUCCACCGGCAGCUGCUCUACCGGCCAGCCACCCACCGAACCGAACCAGAAAUCAUACCGAAACCGAAACGAAACGUGAAGGAAUCCCGCGUGUUCCGGAUGUUGUGGCAAGUCCAGUGAACCAGAAACCGAAAACAACCUCCCCUGCGGGCGGCCUGUUCGCUUUCUCACAUUCCAAUAGGGAGCAGAGUGGAGCGCAGCAGAGCCGACGAUGGGAAUGGAAGUGCAGUGAAUCGCAGUGGUCGUCGCCCGGAGUGAAAUGAAGAGCACUAAUUUCGAAAAGUGGCAAGCCCUCCCGUCGAGACGCUUGGACCAACAGAAAUCAGCGGAGCAAACCAGCACGACUUUUACCGGUGCAGCUUGCGCCAACUGCAGGAAACGGUCGUCUGCUCCGCUGGAAGUGGGAGGAAAAAUCGACGUCUGACCACACAGCAGCGCUAGAAGUGAAUGGCGACGAAAUGCUAGCAGGAGGAGCGGGGUUUUGUCGGGUUUGUUAGUUUUUUGCCAUUUAGUUGAUUCCCUUCAGGGAGUGAUGCCGUAGUUGUCGUCGUCGUUUGUCGAUGUUUUUGUUGGAUUCACAAGAUUUUUUUGGGAGUCAAGAACCCUGUCAUCAACAGAAAUCAAGAUAAAUGUGCACCCAAUCAGUGAAAUCGGUGAUAGUAGAUAUGAGUGGUGUCGGCAUGGCACGGAAUAGAAAAUUGUGAUCAUAAUCGAGAAACGAGCAGUACUCUUGUGGUGAAUGUUCAUAUGCUCUACAUACGGAAAUAUUAGCAUACACAAAAAAGUGCGCCAAAAUGACCGACAUCAACCGCAAUGGUACAGGUUAUCUGAAGCACAACGGAAAAAUCGAAUCAAGCGUUCCUAGUGCUUCCAGUACGCUCAAGCGUAACAAUAGUUAUCAUCAACGGUUGAAAAAAUCCUACAGCGAAUGUGAGUAUUCGGCCUCCGGACCGACUCACAACAAUGGGCAGCAAUCAACGGUCAGUCGAAAUGGGACCACCGGCGGAUCCGGCAAGUGGCGAUCCCAGCAAACGGCCUCCCCGGCGCAGCAGGUCGCCACCACUGUCAAACCGGAUGCCACUUCCGUCGCUUCCGCCAACACUACGGCUGACGAUUUUAAACGCUUUCACACGCUUCGUAACAGCUACGGAGGGAAAUCCAAUUUAAAUGUAAAUAGCACCAACGAGUCCUCAAUAAAAACGCAGGUUCUGCUCCAUCAGCAGAAACUGAAGGAGUAUAGCAAAUACGCCUCCAUUGCAGCCUCAGUGGCUGCGGAUCUGAACAACGAUAGCUACUCGACCUGUUCCUCGUCACAGUCGGACUAUCAACAUCCGCAGAAUCAUUCGCACAAACAUCAUCAUCGAUAUCACCACCACCACCACCAGCAUCAGCAUCAUCAGCACCCCCCAUCCCAGACAUCGUCAUCCGCUCAGCAGCAGCAGCAAUACCAACAGUAUCCGGUGUCAACGACGGUGGUAGCCAAUGCCACUCUAACCCGACCCGUCUCUGCUGGUCACAACACUAGUUCUUCCAUCUUGAAAAACAACAAGGACUCGUCUAGUGGUGGUAGUGGGACCAAGAACUCGCUCAAGCGUGGUGCCGGCGGAUUAAGCACUUUGUCGCUGUGCAGCUGCGAUGCCGAUACCGAGAUAAUACCGAAUCCAUUAAGGCCACUCUAUCAGUACAGCUUGGAUAGGAAGAAUCCCCGGCAGCACACGUACACGUGCGAACAGAACGCUCAGAUCCUGCUCCGGCUAGAGAAAGACCGGGCGAAGAAGUACGGCUCCUCGGGAAAGCUGAACUUUACCGCCUCCACCAGUGAUCUCACGACACUACCACCGAGCCUCACCGGCACAGAUGAUACUCUGCUAAAAUCGGCCGCCACAACGACCAUUCUACCGAGGAGCUUGACAACAACAACUGCGGCACCAGCAGCGGUCCCAGCACAAACGCCGUCAUUGACAACGAUGCCGGCGACGACGGAAUUCAAAACCGGAAGCUGCAAUAACGAGACGGUUGCCACCGGGACGUUCGAGUACCGUAGCGCCUAUCCGGAAAACAACUACAUAGAGAACGAGCCAUUCGCAGAGGAUAUGAUUCCACCGCCACCACCUCCCUUGAACCGACGACCCUCGUAUGGCUACAGUUGCAUCACCCAACCGCUGGCUAACGAACCAGGCUGCCUCGGUCAACAGCAACCGCCGGCCGGCCUCGCUAACGAUCUGACCUCGACGGUCAACGGCAACAAUGGGGUCAUUAAUAAUUAUCCUUCAAAUCAGCCGGACUUGUUCAAUUUCGCAUCGACGACCGGGCCGCAGCAGCCAAACGGCCCUACAUCGACGCUUAAAUCGACGUUGAAAAAUAAAUCAAGCGCUAGAACUUUGCCAAAUGCUGACACAGCGUCCAUCACCGGCACUGACGUCCACAAAGGGAAGCUAAAGAAGACCGGAUCGAACUUUGACAUGAUGAAUAAUGGCACAUUCAUCGACGCCGGUGGCGGAGAGGACGCAACUAUCCCCGUGAAACAGUUUCCACCAUACUACUUCGACGAUAACUAUCUCAAUCACAGUUUACACCAACAUUUCUACUACCAGAAUCCGGAUGGAAGCUUUCCAGUCACCGGCAUAAAGAAUGACACCGAGGGUCAGCUUUACCUUUACCAUCACGAACCGGCGUCCUACAUGCCCAACUACGACACAGUGAAUAUGCCGCUGAAAUACAACACCAUCGGAUCGGGUGGUAACGUUGUCGGGGGCGCUGGGCCCGGCGGAGGUCACAUGGACUACAUCGGAAACACCAAAUAUCAUCACGCCAGCUCAUGCAACCUUAAUCAGUUUAGUUCGACGGCGAAGAGUAAUCUUAUUAGCAGCCAUCAACACCAUUUUUCCAACUCGAUCAGUAAUUUCAAUUUCAAUCCAUCGCAAUAUUUCGGUACCGGAUUGGAACCACCCGGUGCGACGAUCAUCAGCGGCCCGGGGGGCGUCGGGGUGAUGGGCGGGGACGUUUUUACGUCCAGUAUCAGUCUCAACGGAGGCACGCCGAACAAGCAGCAGCACCCGUGGAAGCACCGGCAGUGCCCGAGUCGGGGCUCCAGCAGCACCGGAUCCGGUUCGUCAACAGAAUGGGACCUUCCCUCGCGGCAGUGGCUAGCGGUGACCUCGAUCCUGCUGAUAGCGGGUGCCGCCGGUGUGGCCGUCCCGUUUGCCUUAAAGGUUACGGCCGGUGCACCGCUCGAUGAACGCAUCCAGGCCGCAACCCAGCUGCUAGACACAGUGCCUUUAAUUGACGGACACAACGAUCUGCCGUGGAACAUUAGGAAGUUUUUACAUAAUCAACUCAAUGAGUUUCGAUUCGAGGAUGAUUUGAAGCUGAUAUCACCAUGGUCGAAAAGUGCAUGGAGUCACACAGAUUUGCAGAGACUGAAAAGAGGACGAAUAUCUGCACAGUUUUGGGCCGCGUACGUGCCCUGUGAGGCUCAGCACAAGGACGCCGUGCAGAUCACGCUGGAGCAAAUUGAUGUAAUUAAAAGACUGACGGAACGCUACUCACCACAUCUAACGGCAUGUGCAUCAGUUUACGAUAUCGUUCAAGCGCACAAAAACCAUCAAAUGUGUUCACUAAUUGGAGUCGAGGGAGGGCACUCGCUCGGCGGAUCGUUGGGUGUGCUGCGGAUUUACUAUGCACUCGGCGUUCGCUACAUGACCCUGACGUCCACCUGUCACACACCGUGGGCGGACUCAAGCAACGCCGAUGCUCCCAAGUACGACGUCAAACACGGUGGCCUCACGGCUUACGGAAAGACCAUCAUCCGGGAGAUGAACCGACUCGGCAUGAUAGUGGACCUUUCGAAAUCGGCCGUUGCAACCAUGAAGGACGUGCUGGCCACCUCGCAAGCACCGGUCAUAUUUUCGCAUUCGUCGGCCUACGCCCUGUGCAACUCGAGCCGAAACGUGCAAGACGAGGUGCUCCAGCUGGUAACGAAGAACCGUGGCCUGGUGAUGGUCAACUUUUACAAUAAAUUUCUCAGUUGCACCGAAAAUGCCACCGUGGAGGACGCCGUUGCACACAUAAAUCAUAUAAAACAGAUUGCAGGAAUCGAUCACGUGGGACUCGGCGCCGGGUACGACGGCAUUAAUUUCACACCUCGUGGUCUCGAGGACGUGGGAAACUACCCGAGACUGUUCGCCGAACUGCUGGGCCAUGGUUGGACGGCAGAAGAGCUGGAGAAACUGGCCGGGCGCAACCUGCUGCGAGUGCUGGAAGAGGUGGAAAAAGUUCGAGAAAAUCAACGGCUUUCCGGUGUGCGCCCGUACGAAGACAUUCCUGUGGCGCUUCGCCCCGACGAGCAGCUCAACUGUACGACCAAUAGUUAAUGAACUGUACAAUUACCGUAAGCUCAUCCUAGUCUAGGUUGGCGAGGACCCGUGCAAAAACCACAACUGCAACACAGCGACUGAUUAAUGAACAAGUAUUUAACCCGUUAUCUGCCACGAGGCGCGUUCUUCCAAGAAAGCACCGCCCGAUGCGGACGGUGUGAGUUGGUUGGUAGUUUAAUUACUCUUCAAAUACCUGCAGAUUAUGACUAGGUACAUUCGAGAUUUUUAGGAAAAGUAUAUAUAUUUUUCGAAGGUAGCAAAUGUCUCUAUGAGAAAUGCCUUUUUAAGAGCAGACACAAACACUCACACAUACACACGCACACACCGACAUACAUAUUUAAGGAAGGUUAGGUAAAACGUUGAGUUUGUAUUUCUACGUUGAAAAAUUAUCCCUCUUUAUAAAAAGAGAGCAAAAAUAAAUAAUCUGUAAUAAUGAGGGAUGAAGUGGGAAAUAAGGUUGAGUAGAAGCAACAAAAAGUCUAGCAUCAAGUAUAAUACAUAAUUUAGGAAAAUGAAAACUGUCGACAAAAAAGGAAAACACGAGCGAAGCAACCAAGCAAUGCGAAGCAUUCGAGUAGACGGACAGUGUUCACUUUUUUUAGGCUGCUGAUUCGCAACUACAAGCAGCACACUGUUCCGGAACACAGCAGUGUGAUCCAAACAGCGGGAGGUCGUGGAUAAAAAGGAAAUGAAGAAGCAGAAAAAAUAAUUAAAAUACCCACUUUAGUGAUUAAUGACGAUACUCGCGUACGACCAGAGCAAACGCGCUUAGGAAUCUCGUUGGCGGUGUCCAACUGCGGUCAGGAUUCAGGAUUUUUACAUGUUUUUAUGUGGCUCUAUUUUAUUAUUUUCUUCUCUCUUCGAGCGAUGAUAAUGAUUCGUCUACUGCUGGUUGCAGAAAGCGUGGAAAGCUUUCAUGCACAGGAUCGGAACCUUAGAUUGUUUUAUACUGGACCUAGAUGUGUUCGAUGACUGUAGUGUAGCUAUAAAGAUCUUUGAGAUUAUGA